AUGCCUGGCGAGGUCAUUUCAGAGGCGAAUCCGCCGCCGAUGCCGAGUCAGCUGCCUGGCUCAGUCAUGAAUCUUGCAGCCAAGGUACCGCAGAGGGAUUUGGACAAAUCUACACUCGAAGGCUUGAGAAAUUUUCAGAAAGCAGCAUGUUAUAUCGCGGGAGCAAUGAUUUUCCUGAGAGACAAUGUCUUGUUGGAGCGCGACCUGGAAUCCAGUGACAUAAAGCCCAGACUACUUGGCCAUUGGGGUACUUGUCCUGGGUUGAUCCUCAUCUGGUCCCAUGUCAAUCAUCUAGUCCAGCGACACGGCAUUGACACUAUUGUCGUCGUCGGCCCCGGCCACGGCGCGCCCGCCGUGCUGGCCUCGCUCUGGAUUGAAGGAUCGCUGGGAAAGUUUUAUCCCGACAAGUACGAUGUCGACAAGAGGGGUUUGCACAAUCUCAUAACUCGAUUCUCCGUCCCAGGAGGGUUUCCCAGCCAUAUUAAUGCGGAGACGCCAGGCGCAAUCCAUGAAGGCGGCGAGUUGGGCUAUGCGCUGGCCGUCUCAUUCGGUGCGGUCAUGGACCGUCCUGACCUAUUGGUAACAUGCAUCGUCGGCGAUGGUGAAGCCGAGACAGGUCCAACAGCAGCGGCCUGGCAUGCUAUCAAAUACAUCGAUCCCGCCGAGUCCGGCGCCGUCCUGCCAAUCCUUCAUGUCAACGGUUUCAAGAUAAGCGAGCGGACCAUUUUUGGCUGCAUGGACAACAAGGAGCUCGUGUCCCUCUUUUCCGGCUACGGAUACCAUGUAUGCAUCGUGGAAACGCUCGACAAGAUUGACCACGAGCUAUUCAGCGCCAUGGAGUGGGCCGUCGGCGAGAUUCGCGAGAUACAGAAACAGGCUCGAUCCGGGUCGCCCAUUUCGAAGCCGAGGUGGCCAAUGAUUGCGCUCCGAACACCAAAGGGCUGGUCUGGGCCGAAAAAGGUGGACGGCGAGUUUAUCGAGGGCUCCUUCCGCUCGCAUCAAGUCCCGGUGCCGGAUGCAAAGAAGAACCCGGACCAUUUGCGCAUCGUGCAGGACUGGCUCGGCAGCUAUGGCAUCCAUACUCUGCUAAAGGAUGGAAGCCCUUCUGAGAGUGUGCUGUCCACGCUGCCCGUCGACGCAUCCAAGCGGCUAGGUCAGAACAAGCUGGCAUACGACUCGUACCGCCCGCUCAAGAUGCCAGCCUGGCAAGAGUUUGGCAUAACCAAGGAUCGCGCGGCGGCGGCGAGCAGCAUGAAGAUUACGGGCGGGCUCUUGAAACAAAUCGCCAUGGAUAACCCAAAGACGUUUCGCAUGUUUUCGCCCGACGAGCUCGAGAGCAACAAGCUCAAUGCCAUUCUCGACGCCAGCGGCCGCAACUUUCAGUGGGAUCAGUAUUCUCGCGCGCAAGGCGGGCGCGUCAUUGAAAUCUUGUCCGAGCACUGCUGCCAGGGCUUCAUGCAAGGCUACACGCUUACCGGGCGUACGGCCCUCUUUCCCAGCUACGAGUCGUUUCUCGGCAUCAUACACACCAUGAUGGCGCAGUACUCCAAGUUCAACAAGGUGGCGAGAGACGUGCGCUGGAGGGGCGACUUGGCUUCCAUCAACUACAUUGAGACGAGCACGUGGGCGCGGCAGGAGCACAACGGCUUCUCCCACCAACAGCCGUCCUUUAUCGGCGCCGUGCUGAGCCUCAAGGCCGAGGCGGCCCGCGUCUACCUACCCCCGGACGCCAACUGCUUCCUCUCCACCGUCGACCACUGCCUGCAGUCCAAGAACAAGGUCAACCUCAUGAUUGGGUCCAAGCAGCCCACGGCCGUCUAUCUAACGCCUGAUGAAGCCGCGCAACACUGCCAAAAGGGCGCGUCCAUCUGGGAGUUUGCGUCCAGCGACAGCGACGGCGACGACGACGGCGAGCCCGACGUCAUCCUCGUAGGGGUCGGCGUCGAAGUCACGUUUGAGAUUAUAAAGGCGGCGGAGCUUCUGCUCCAGAUGGCCCCAGAUCUGCUGCGCGUGCGGGUCGUCAAUGUGACGGAUCUCUUUGUCCUCGCGCCCGAGGCACGCCACCCCCACGCCCUGACCCACGACGACUUUGCCGCCCUGUUUACGCGGGACAGGCCCGUCUACUUCAACUACCACGGCUACGCGCAGGAGCUGCAGGGCCUGCUGUUUGGACACUGCAAUACGCAUCGUAUGACGGUUAGAGGUUAUAAUGAGGAAGGCACGACGACGACGCCGUUUGACAUGAUGCUCGUCAACAAUCUGAGCCGCUUCGACAUUGCACAGUGGGCGUUGGAGCGAGCCGCAGAGUCUGGGCCCACGUGUAACGCCCAGCAGAAGCAGAAGCAGAAGCAGACUCGGGAGUUGAUUAAACAGGUUGUGCUGCAGAAGGAUGCUGUCAAGAGUUACAUUAUCGACAAUGGGACUGAUCCCGAUGAUACAUACCAAAGAGAGCAGUUUCGCCGAAAGUAG
Beauveria bassiana ARSEF 2860 is the source of this 2469-nucleotide messenger RNA. Its product is annotated as XFP domain-containing protein MPK1. The record is from RefSeq and is a predicted model, not a curated record. The transcript has 5 exons. Gene Ontology annotation, biological process: carbohydrate metabolic process. Lineage: Eukaryota; Fungi; Ascomycota; Sordariomycetes; Hypocreales; Cordycipitaceae. The coding region runs from base 1 to 2469 and encodes 822 amino acids. Gene Ontology annotation, molecular function: aldehyde-lyase activity.